This is a messenger RNA of Drosophila albomicans, 3598 nucleotides long. It is a transcript of the gene SIDL, whose product is annotated as trafficking protein particle complex subunit 10. The record is from RefSeq and is a predicted model, not a curated record. Gene Ontology annotation, cellular component: TRAPPII protein complex. Gene Ontology annotation, molecular function: protein binding. Gene Ontology annotation, biological process: early endosome to Golgi transport; intra-Golgi vesicle-mediated transport. Lineage: Eukaryota; Metazoa; Arthropoda; Insecta; Diptera; Drosophilidae.
UUCUUAUUUCAAUGUUUGCCAAUAACUUUAGCGCCCACUGUUAAUAGCAGUUCUGUAAAAACAUAUGCUACAGAUCUGUUAAACCAUAACAGCUGACAGGUUGUUGUGAGUUGGACGGUUUGUUGGUUGUUUUGUGAAAGGCAAAAAGUGGAAUCCAAUGCAAAUAAACCAUUAACAUGCAAAUUAAACCCAUAAUUACAUAUUCUGGCGCUUGUCCACUUUUUCGAUCACUCGAAUCGCAAAUCUUGAAUGCAAUUCCUCUGGACACUUGUGAGUGGCGUCGCACGUUCCAAAGGCCAACUAAACAUGUUCGUCUGGAGGCGCAGGCCCAGCAGUUCAAUGUGGAACCAUUAGAGAAGUACAAACAGGGCGACUGGAGCAUUUUGGAUCAUCCCAUUCUGCACAUCUAUGUCACGGAUUGUAAUGACGUUGAUGCCUACAAGGCAACGAUACGCGAGGAAAUCGAUACUUGGCUCAAGCUUUUGACUAGCUACGGCGUCUCUGAUUGGAUGAUUUUACUAGUGGAGACGCUGGACAUACGAAAAACGAAGAAUUUAUUGCCUCGCACCACUGUAUUGGAUAAGAUACGAUUGGACUUCGGUAGUAAAAACGAUGAUCGCUGUAUAUCCGUCUUGAAUCCAGCGAAAUUUGAGCAAAAAUCCACAGAAUCGUUUCGCUGUUUGGUGCAGCGAAUACGUUUUCUAAUGUUGACCAGUUACAAUCGGAAUAUUGCCAAAUAUGAGGAGCUUAUCAGGAGUAAACGUGAGAAACGCAAUCAUGAUGAUUGGGACUUUCGGCAAUAUUUCUUUUUGCAAGAGGAUUUGGCACUGAUACUCGAGAAACUCGAGUUGCCAACUGAGGCUCUUAUACAAUAUGAUGAAUUGGAUGCCAUGUUUUCGCAGUUCAUCACACACACGGGCUUCAAUGAGAAGCAACAGUGGUUGUCCUACUUUAAGCGACCUCUGAGCGCUUUUCAUGGCAUCUGCUUGAGCCGUGUGGAUAAAUUUGAGAUGCGUCAGAAGAUUCGUAGCGAAGGAGUCUCACUCUUGGAAUUCCGUAAUUAUUUGUUCGAGCGACAGGCUUAUUUGCUGCUCACCUGCAAUGAUAUACCCGAGAUUGCUAAGCGACUGCUGGGAUUUCUCUUUUCGACGUUACGUGAGGUGGAGUACAUUAAGUUGGACUGUCAGGAAGGUGCUCUGUGCUGCUGGGAAUUUGUCUGUGCUCUGGAGGUGCUGCAGUUAUGUGAACAGGCCAUGGAACCCAAUGAGGUUACAUGCUUUCAACACUGUGCGCCGAUUUGGAAUCUCGCUAAGGACAAACUCUAUGAGCUGGGUAAACUUUGUGGUUUAUUGCCUGGUUGUACGCCUAGUUCGGAGCAGCUGCACAUUGUGGUGCAGUUGUCAUCGGGCAUUGGUGAUGCGCCACCACAACAGCAAUUUCUGCAAGCAAUGCCCCAGCUACGAGAUCGUUCUCCGAAUCGGAAGCCCAAGCUGUCGGCGGCCCAACAACUCAAGGAGGCUCUCGGCUCAAAUCAGGCAUUCCAGAAGCUCUAUCUGGAGCUGGCGGAGCUGGCAAUUAGCACGUACAAACAUGUGACGCGCUUGCGAUCGGCUCGUCUUGUGGGGCUCGAUCUUGGAAAGUUUUAUUGCGCCUUGAAUGAACCUCACAAAGCGGUGGGAUUUUUUACGGAUUUGUUGCGCGAACUGAAGGCGGAGAAUUGGCAUACGCUGAGUUCACAAACGUUACUGGAGCUGGCCAAUUGCUAUCGCAAAAUGGGCGAUUCCUUGGCUUACACCAAAACCUGUAGUUCCAUAUCUUGCUGCGCUGAACUAGAGACUUUGGUGCGAACAUUCUACUUUGAUGAGUUUCUCAAGUCGUUGAAGACACUAAACACAACAUUAUCGGCACAGCCAUCUAUGGAGAAUGCUAACUACUGUGUGUUGGAGGAUCACUUUCGCGUACUGGAUAUCGAGGUGCUUAACGCCAAUCCAAUAAUACAAGAUGAUCAUUUACUUGUACAACUAAAAGUUGAAAGUCUCUAUCCACGUGGAAUUGUUGCGGAGUGCAUCAAAAUCUGUUAUGAGCUACAUGUGACACCUGAAUUAGAGGCUGCUCUUCAGCAGGAUGUGCCACUAAAGAGCAAGGAUUGCUCGUCUCGCUUGAAGGUCACAUUGCAGCUGUUCCACAAGCAAGAUGGCUCUCUCAAUAGCGCCUCUGUGGCAUCGGAUACGCCCAAGACAAAGCAACCGGUGCGACGCACAAGCAGUACCAAGCGCAAACUGUCGCCCAGUGUUCAAUCGGACUUCAGUAACACUGUGCAGGCCGAAAAUAUUGCGCUGCAGCCGGGCAUUAAUCUGCUGGAGCUGAAGGGCAAGGCUAAUCGUGUUGGACGAUGGCAAUUUAAGCAGUUGUGCGUCAGCAUGUCUAGUCUGGAGUUUCUCUCGGAGCAGUUGGCCAUGCAGUUGCAGCCGCCCACGUUUGAGAUAUGUACCAAGCCAGCAAGUGCUUUACUGCACUUUAAGACACUAAUAGCGGGAAUUGUACAACCAAUCAAUCUGUAUGUCACCGGCGGAAGUUUCAUCUUUCCGCCAGAUGCCAAAAUCACAUUACGUUGCUCGAAGAAUUUGCGCAUACGUCAAGCUCUGCCGGUAGACGAUCCUGGCUGUGGCAAUGAUGCCACAUUUGAGCAAACUUUGUUAGUGCCGUUGCUUCAGUUCAAGUCGUUUGAGGAGCGUUCCAUUCCGCUAGAGGUGCUCACCGAUAUGCCAGGUCGUAAGGUGGCCAAACAUCAUGAACAUCACAUCACGCUUAGCUGUCCGUGGUCGCGCAAUGAGCUACAAAUUCCGCUGGAGUUUCAGCCAGCCAUGGAGGCCACUUGCCGGCUGCACACAUGCGGCACUCAAAAGUUUUUGCAGGUCAUUAUGAAGGGACUGGAUGCGCAGCUGCUGCUGCAUCAGGCCAAGGUCAAGUGCGAUGUACCAGGCGUACGUUUGCAGGAUUUAAAUCCCGAUCCUCAGGAGCCAAUUGAAAUUCACAAAUCACUGACGGUCACCUAUCUGUAUGAGAUUCAAGUGGAGCCGCUAACAGAGCAUGAACUGCCUAUCGUUAAGGUGCACUUUGUGGUCAAAUAUACCACAUUGACAGAGCCACAGGUCUGGCGCAAUUACGGUUGUGCCUUCGAUCUCGUUGAUUACUCCACGCUGUUUAAGCUGCAGGCUCAGAUGGAGCCCAAUGAGUUGUGUCGUCUGCGCACAGUUUGCAAUCUAAAUCUAAAGAUUACGAAAGUUAAUGAGAAUCCCUAUGUGGAUCUAAUGUAUGAAGUAUUGAAUGAUCAGAAUCUGUGGGCUGUUUGUGGCCGCUCGGCUGGCGUUGUUUCCAUGAAGGAUGUGGACAGCCAUUCAAUAUCUCUAGAUGUGAUGCCACUUAGCACGGGAUUUCUACCCAUGCCCAGCAUACGUCUAUCGAAGUACACGGCGGGUGGCAAGAGCAAAACCGAUGGUCACUCGAAGGUGCAUCCAUUUCCGCCUGGCCAGGUGUACAACUCGACUAAGAGCAUGCAGAUCCAUGUGAUUGCCAGUGUCAGCGGUGAACAGUGAAA